Molecule: messenger RNA, 3685 nt
Organism: Lontra canadensis (Northern American river otter)
Lineage: Eukaryota; Metazoa; Chordata; Mammalia; Carnivora; Mustelidae
Gene: NTM
Product: neurotrimin
Exons: 8
Coding region: 907-1977 (356 amino acids)
Cellular component (GO): neuron projection
Source: RefSeq, a predicted model, not a curated record
AAAGUGGCGGUCAGUGAUGGAGCUGCUGCCAUGACAACCCCGGCGGUCGGGGCCCGCGCGCGUCGGGGCUGCUCCCGGGAGGAAGGCGGCGCGGAGGCCGGGGGCGGCCGCUGAGCUUGGCGUCCGCGCGGCUCCGGUGCCGGCUGCGCCUCGCCGUCCCCAGCGAGCGACGAAGCGAGCGAAGGCCCGCAGCGGUGCGCUCAGCCGGGCCGUUCCUGCCUCGGUCGCCGCAGCGGCGCCUGGCCCUGCCGAGACCCGCCGGAUCGCAGCGGCUGCAGCGCGCAUUUCGGCUGGGAGGAAGUUGACCGAGAGGCUGCCGCAGGAUCCCUGGAUCCGGAUCGCGCGAAGCUUGGCGGAGCCGCCUUCUGCGUGCUCUACUUUCCAUCUUGGCUAUUGUUACGGAUUGUUUUUCUGCCGGCGGUCCUUCCUCCGAAACUUACAAAGAAAGUGUUGGAUUUCCCCUUGUUUGAACUGAGGAAUUGCAGACCACCUCUGGGGAGCCGGAUCUGACCCACCCCCUGUCCCCUUAUGGUACCAAAGUGCUUACUCCACUCCAAAGUGCCAUGUCAGAACUGCUAACGGGAAGAAGGGACUCCUGAGACGUGCCCACUCCUUUGCACCUGCCUUGCGUUUCCCUUUUCUUGGCCAUCUUCCCUGGCCGAAGCAGCACCGAGGAAGCCCCCUUCGCUGUCCUCCGUGGAAAUUGGUUACCCGAAGCCGGAUUUGGGGGAGGAAUAUUAGACUUAGAGGAGUCUGCGCGCUUUUCUCCUCCCGCGCGUCUCGGUCGCCUCUAGUUCACUGCUGGGUCCCUGAGCUCGCUUCCUCACCCCACCCACUUCCUGUGCUCGCCCGGGGGGGUGUGUGCCGCGCCGCAGCCGGAGUUCUGGGAAGUUGUGGCUGUCGAGGAUGGGGGUCUGUGGGUACCUGUUCCUGCCCUGGAAGUGCCUCGUGGUCGUGUCUCUCAGGCUGCUGUUCCUUGUACCCACAGGAGUGCCCGUGCGCAGCGGAGAUGCCACCUUCCCCAAAGCUAUGGACAACGUGACGGUCCGGCAGGGGGAGAGCGCCACCCUCAGGUGCACAAUUGAUAACCGGGUCACCCGGGUGGCCUGGCUAAACCGUAGCACCAUCCUCUACGCUGGGAAUGACAAAUGGUGCCUAGACCCACGUGUGGUCCUCCUGAGCAACACCCAAACCCAGUACAGCAUCGAGAUCCAGAACGUGGAUGUAUAUGACGAGGGCCCAUAUACCUGCUCUGUGCAGACAGACAACCACCCAAAGACCUCCAGGGUCCACCUCAUUGUGCAAGUAUCUCCCAAAAUUGUGGAGAUUUCUUCAGAUAUCUCCAUUAAUGAAGGGAACAAUAUCAGUCUCACCUGCAUAGCAACGGGUAGACCAGAGCCUACGGUUACCUGGAGACACAUCUCCCCAAAAGCUGUGGGCUUUGUGAGUGAAGACGAGUACCUGGAAAUCCAGGGCAUCACACGGGAGCAGUCGGGGGACUAUGAGUGCAGUGCCUCCAAUGAUGUGGCCGCACCAGUGGUCCGGAGAGUAAAGGUCACCGUGAACUACCCGCCGUACAUUUCAGAAGCUAAGGGGACAGGCGUCCCUGUGGGACAGAAGGGAACACUGCAGUGUGAGGCCUCAGCUGUUCCCUCUGCAGAAUUCCAGUGGUACAAGGAUGACAAAAGACUGGUUGAAGGAAAGAAGGGGGUCAAAGUGGAAAACAGACCUUUUCUCUCAAAACUCAUCUUCUUCAAUGUCUCCGAGCAUGACUAUGGGAACUACACCUGUGUGGCCUCCAAUAAGCUGGGCCACACCAAUGCCAGCAUUACGCUAUUUGAACUAAAUGAGCCUACAAGCUCAACUUUGUUGCAAGGCCCCGGCGCGGUCAGCGAAGUGAACAACGGGACGUCGAGGAGGGCAGGCUGCAUCUGGCUGCUACCUCUUCUGGUCCUGCACCUACUCCUCAAGUUUUGAUGUGAGUGCCACUUCCCCCACUGAGGAGAAGCUGCUGCCACAGCAACCGCCCACCACAGCAAUGGCAACUCCGACAGCAACGAGAGCACCCCUGUUUCUUAUGAGCUAGAAUCAAAUGAAAUUACGAGACACAGAGCCUAAUGGGACACAAAUUCGAGGGAGGGAACAAAGAAUACUUUGGGAAAACAUGUUUCAAAGGGAAAUUGAAAAUCGCCUUGCAGGCCUUGCAGUUCCGUAGGCACAGCUGAGUUUUCUUUCUUUGCCCAAACGGAAAGAACGCACACCUGACUUGGGACCCACCCGCAGCUGCAUUGUGACCUGUUUGUGCGCAGGGUGGGCCGGGCUCAGCCACUCUGCCCACUAACGUGCCCCCGGCAAGGAAAAUUCUGGAGUCGGCCAUCCCAAAUUCAAUAGACACGAACACAGAAUGAGUUGUGCAGGCCCAGAUGUGCCACUGUGGCCCCUUUCAGAGACUGUGCCACUGUUGUGUGUAUUACAAAAUGCAAAAUUAAAGGAAAAAAAAAAAAAAAGAAAAAGGAAACUAAACAAGACAGUCUGACAGCUAUAACAAACCCACAAUCAACAGUCACAAAAGAUAUUAUUAAACUUUUUUUUUCUUUUUUUUGGUUUUCGUUUUACUACAUGGACAUCAUGGAUAAUAAGGGAUUCUGGUUCAUUAUUAAUUUUAUUAAUUAUAUUUUCUGAUAUGAGCCUAGAAUUUAGUGCAAAAACAACACAAGACUAAAAAAUACACAAAUGAAAGGGGUGAAGAGAAGUAUGUUUGUUCAACAUUAAAAAUAGUGUACUUCUUAACUAGGUUUACAACUGGUGGACCACACACCGGGCAUUAACCACCUGGUGAGGCUAUGUCAAAUCCACCAAAAAAACACAUACGAUUUAACCAACAUCUCCACCAGCGCUACAGAUUUCUCCUUAUUCUGGCAUUUAAUGCAGACAAUACUAUGCUUCUACCUGCUGUUUAGAAAUGGAAGGGUGAUCCGCACUGUAUCUUGAGUUUGUUGGCUAUGCUUCUUUUGAUGACAUAUAUUAUACAGUAUAUAUAUACAUAUAUUUUUUUUGUUAGAGUUCUAGCCAUUUUAUUUCUCAGCAGGGUCCUUUCUCAGACAUUACUGCAUGCUGUAUAUGGCGUUAGCUGUGUGUUGAUCUUCUAAAAGAUGAUAGAGUUUACUGGUAAUUGUGUAAUCAGCUCCUGCCUUUUUAUUUUCCUGGGUUAUUUACACGUCAGAGACAUUUAUAAAAAGUGAAAAGAGAAACAAAACAAAACAAAACACUAAUACCAGGCGCAGCGUCUUUUCCAGGUGUGGCUCUCGGAGGGGAAGGCCCUGACCGGAGGCCUGGCUUCUCCAUCAUGCCUCGGGGCGUGAGCAAACAGCAAGUAACUGAACCAACUAAACAGUCAGUAACCACUUGCUUUAGCCCAUUAUGGGAAUCUCUGAUGCCUUUGUGACUACUGGAGAAUUGAAUCCUCUUGGUUCAUUUUAUUUAAUUCCCCACCUUUGUGUGCGUGUGUAUGAAAGAGAAGAAAAUGCAGUUUUUAGAUAACCUUUUUUUCCUCCCCCGAAGUCUGGGAACGGGAGAGGCCUCGGGGAAGGGUCCUGGAUGUGAUGAGGGAAAGUGGGAUUGGGGGCUAGGGGAGGGAGGGGUUGUCUCUGACUUGACAUUAAAAAGUGUUCCAUGUCCCUCUUCA